This is a messenger RNA of Brachypodium distachyon (stiff brome), 2884 nucleotides long. RefSeq names its product pumilio homolog 2. The record is from RefSeq and is a predicted model, not a curated record. Gene Ontology annotation, cellular component: cytoplasm. Gene Ontology annotation, biological process: post-transcriptional regulation of gene expression. Lineage: Eukaryota; Viridiplantae; Streptophyta; Magnoliopsida; Poales; Poaceae. The transcript is spliced from 9 exons. Gene Ontology annotation, molecular function: mRNA binding. The coding region runs from base 287 to 2581 and encodes 764 amino acids.
CAUCCUCGUUCAAACGAAAGCGGAAGAUUCAUCACGGAAUCGCAUUCCCGGCCUCCCCCCUCUGCCCUCUGCUCUAUAUAAGCGGCCCCUAGUCCCCAUUCCCGGCGGCUCGAAAAUUUCGCAUUCCCCGCUCCUCCUUCUCCCCGGCUCUUAAACCCAAAACCCUAACCCUAACAAAGGCGCCGCCGCCCCUCCGCACAUUUCGGCGCGACCCGUUCGUUCAAAACCGUCAACCGAAAAUAUUCGCCGUUGGGGGGCGAGCGAGAGAGAGGAGGAGGACGAGGAGAUGGCUCCGUUCGGCGAUGGCGGCGACGGCGAGGAGGGGGAGGUGGAGGAGGCGCAGUGGGGGUGGGACCCGCUGCGCAGCGGCAGCGCGCCGCCGGCAAUGGGCUGCGCGGCGGCGGCGGAGGGGGUGUUCGGUGGCGGCGGCGGUGGCGGCGGCGGCGGGGGUUCCUUCUUCUCCGGGGCUGGCGGGCUUGGCGCGAGGCUGGACGAGGUCAGCAGGCGGCGCGGGGCCGUCGCGCAGGACCACUAUGGCAAUUCUGUAUUACUCUCUAAAGGUUUAUCAGGCCUCCAGCUUAAUGAUGCUGGAGAGUUUGACGGGCAGCAAUUUGGACCGAGCAGAAUUCGAAAUGUUGGUGUAAUGCCAAACCACUCAACUUUUGAUAUGGGUUCCUCAUGGACAGAACCAGAAACAGACAACUCUGAGUUUCAUAGGCAUCGUAAUCGCUUUGUGUCAAACAUGGGAAAGAUGAAUACUUUUGGCAGAAGGAACCUUGAUUCUGAUCUUUCAGAUAGAUUCUCUGGUUUGAGGCUAUCUAAUAGUACAUCAUUUGAUGGAAGGAGUCAUGAGGAUGAGCUGCUUGAUGAAAUGCUCAGACAUACAACCGGUGAUAGCCAAUCUCCUUCAGCUUGUAAUAUAUUCUGCAGAUCUAGGUCCGACCACUUGGAUUUUCGAUUGCCAGCCACAUAUGGUGAUGUUUUAGGCAGACAGAACAGUGCAAUUGAUGGCCGCAAUGUUCCAAGGAUGAGUAACCAUCACAUGAAUAAUGUUGAUCGCCUAUCUUUUGCUGAAAAGCUAACAUUGAUGCAGUCGUGCAAUUCGCAUGGAGAAGCUAAUUAUCUCCGUGAUGCGGCUACUACAAAUAUGAUAAACCCCUUGCGCAAUAGAAACAACACCAUUCUUGACCUGGAUUUGGCUAGGAAUCAUGGGGCAUACCUUGAGGAUCAUUAUGCUUGGCAGAGUCAGCAGAAUGAAAAUAAUUAUCUUCUUAACUCUGGUCCCUCAUAUAAUGAUAACAGGAUCUAUCAUGACAAGCCUCGCUUUCCCUAUCCAAGAGUGCAAAGAUCAGGGUCCCAGUUUCAUCCUAAUUUGGGGAGCAUUCCGUGUCAUGGUGAGCAGCUAUCACGUCUUUUCUCCUUCAGUCGAAGGGCAGCUGGCAGAAAUAUGGCCCUACAGAGCAAUCAAGAUAAUGUAGCGGCACACUCAGUUGAUUCUUUGGAUAUAAAUGAUGGUGGUCGCUUGGAGCUACUUGAUGCACUGGGAAAUGUCAUGAAAGUCAGUGUUGAUCAAUAUGGAAGCCGGUUUAUUCAACAAAAGCUAGAAGAAGCAUCUGCUGCUGACAGAGAAAAAAUCUUUCCAGAGAUACUAUCUAAUGCUAUUCCUCUAACAACUGAUGUGUUCGGUAAUUAUGUGAUCCAGAAGUUUUUCGAGUUUGCUACAGAAAGCCAGCUAAACCAAUUAGCAGAUAAACUUAACGGUCGAAUUUUCGAGCUUAGCUUCCAUAUGUAUGGCUGCAGAGUUGUUCAAAAGGUUAUUGAGGUUGUUGAUAUGGACAGAAAGAUCGAUAUUGUUCAAGAGCUCAAGAAUUAUGUUCUCAAAUGUAUUGGUGAUCAAAAUGGCAACCAUGUAAUCCAGAAGUGCAUUGAGUGUGUUCCUGAAGAACGCAUUCCAUUUGUUAUAGAGGCUAUACUAUCACAAAUUUUUAUGCUUUGUACUCACCAGUAUGGCUGCAGAGUUAUUCAGAGAGUAUUGGAGCAUUGCCAUGAUCCAGCAACUCAAAGUGCUGUGAUGAAUGAAAUUGUGCAACAUGCUUGUGGUCUGACAGAAGAUAAAUUUGGGAACUAUGUUGUUCAACAUGUCUUGCAACAUGGAAAGCCAGAGGAGCGGUCGUCCAUUAUACAGAAGCUCUCUGGGCAAGUGCUGUUCUUGAGUCAGCAGAAAUAUGCAUCUAAUGUCAUUGAAAAAUGUUUGGUCUAUGGAACUCCUGAAGAACGUGAUGGCCUUAUAAGGGAGAUUGUUUCUUCUGGCCAAACAUUUCAGGCACUGAUGAAGGAUCAGUUUGGCAACUAUGUUGUACAGAAAGUCCUUCAGACCUGUGAUGACAGACACCUUGAGAUGAUCCUGUCAAGCAUCAAGUUGCACCUGAAUGAAUUGAAGACCUACACAUACGGGAAGCAUAUUGUCUCACGUAUUGAGAAGCUAAUCAUCACAGGAGAAAAUCGGGUGCGAAAGGGUUCCAAGACCUGCCAAUGCCAACAGUCACUAAAGUGUACAGAUGUUGACGGUAAUUCUUUUUAGGCAUUGGCAUGAAUUCUGGCGAAACAGGACGGGAUCAUGCAUGUAAUAUCUCUACUUAUGUAGAGAAACAAGAUGUUCUCUUCCUUUGCUGUGUUCUGUAUAGAGCUUAGAGAGGGUUGUGGGAACUUCCGAGUAACUAGACGAGCAUUAGGUUUUGCCGCUGUAUAUCUUUUUUGGCCAUGUACAAGUUUACAGGUGGAUAUAUAGCUGUAAAUUCCAUGGAGCUGUUAUUAGUUGGUGAAUUGUACCGUUUUAAUACAUUUAUGUUAGAGCUGGUAAAUGUGGGCGGCUUUCUUUGGAAAA